Zasmidium cellare ATCC 36951 is the source of this 1770-nucleotide messenger RNA. RefSeq lists its product as uncharacterized. The record is from RefSeq and is a predicted model, not a curated record. Gene Ontology annotation, molecular function: nucleobase transmembrane transporter activity. Gene Ontology annotation, biological process: nucleobase transport; transmembrane transport. Gene Ontology annotation, cellular component: plasma membrane. Lineage: Eukaryota; Fungi; Ascomycota; Dothideomycetes; Mycosphaerellales; Mycosphaerellaceae. Bases 1 to 1770 code for a protein of 589 amino acids. The transcript is spliced from 7 exons.
AUGGGAUCCACCGGCGAUAACAAGGUCUUCGACUACAGCGAGAAGCAUGCCUCGCCCGUUGCCUCUGCCGUCGAGCAGCCCGUGGCUGCUGGCCACGUAGGCAAGCUCCGAAGCCGCCUCCCUGGAUUCAGCCUCGCAGUGCGACAGGAGCCCAGCAGUUUUGCGGCGACGAAGAAUGCGUCGAAUGCCGAUUUCGAUCCCAUCCCUCCCUCGAAGCGAACAUGGAAUUGGGGUGCGUACGUUGCAUACUGGAUGGCAGAUGCCUGGGCAGUGUCGAACUGGGAAGUUGCUUCAUCAAUGAUCCAAAUCGGCCUGGAUUGGAGAAUGGCCAUCGGUGCCUGCGUCCUGGGCAACACAAUAAUGGGCUUGGUCAUUACCAUCAACGGACGCAUGGGCGCAACACUUCAUACCCCUUUCCCGGUCCUCGCCAGGAUGCCCUUCGGGUACUUUUUCAGUUACUUUGUAGUCCUGUCCCGAUGCGUUCUCGCCAUUGUCUGGCUUGGAGUGCAGACGACCACCGGUGGCCAGUGUAUGGAAGUACUGCUUACUGCCAUCUGGCCAAGCUUUGCGAACAUCUCGAAUCACAUUGGAGCUGAUCAAGGCAUUACCACCAAGGGAAUGGUUGCCUUGCUUCUUUACUUCCUCCUCCAGCUGCCGUUCCUGUGCAUCCCCUAUACCAAGGUUCAAUACUUCUUCGCCUUCAAGAGUGUCAUUGCGCCAGCCGUCUUUCUGGCGGUCUUCGGAGACACGCUUCGCAAGGCUGGAGGGACGAUUAGCCACAGCACCGUCAUCACAGACGGACCGCACAUCGGCGGCUCAGUCCUCGCCUGGGCUUUCUUCCAGAAUCUCAAUGGAGUCCUGGGCAACUACGCAACUCUCGGAUUGAACAUUGCUGACUUCAGUCGAUACGCCAACAAGCCCAGCGCACAGAAUGUGCAGGCUAUUGUCAUCCCCGUCAUUUUCACCAUCGUCGGGCUCUUGGGCAUCUUUACCGCUGCAGCCGCGCAGACAGCGUACGGUCAAGUCAUGUGGAACCCGAUCAAGAUCAUCGAGCUGUGGCUUGAAUCCGGCUCGCACGCUGCCCGCGCUUCUGCCGCAUUUGCUGCGAUUGGGCUCAUCAUCGUGACCUUGGGAAUCAACAUCAGCGCCAACUCGAUCAGUGCUGCCAACGAUCUCAUGGCCUUCUGUCCCAAGUACAUCAACAUCCGUCGUGGACAGAUCUUGGCUGCCAUCAUUGGUAGCUGGGCCUUUGUUCCGUGGAAAAUCCUCGCAUCCGCUGCCAAGUUCCUCGCUUUCCUCAGCGGCUACACCAUCUUCCUCGGUCCCAUGACCUCCAUCCUCAUUACCGACUACUUCAUCAUCCGACGAGGCAACGUCUCCGUUCCUGACAUGUACAACUUCCACGGCAUCUACCGAUACUCACCCAAGUUUGGCUCCAACUGGCGUGCAGUCGCUGCCUUCUUCAUCGGCUGCAUCCCACCGCUGCCUGGGUUCGUCAACUACAUCCAGCAAUCAGCCAACGAGACAACAAGCGUCUCCCUCGGUGGCCAGCACCUGUUCGCCAUCGGCUACAUCUACUCGUUCUUCGCCGCCGGAGUCUUCUACUGGUUGUUCAACCGAUUCUUCCCUCAUCUCGAGUCGAAGAUGGAUUAUCCUGAAACUGGCGAGGACAUCAUCGCAGCCAAUGAUGCAAAGAACGUCGAAGAGCGGCGGGCGAGCUUUGCCGAAGGCCACAAGCCAAACAUUAUCAGCCGAGCAUUCCAUGUUUGA